UGCCCGCUCUUUUCUCCGGAGGAGCACACACACACACACACACACUACGGGCUGCCCACGAAAAUUUUCUUUUGCGCACAUCUGUCUGGUCGACACACGCUUCUGUAAAUUCACACUUUUCUCGCUGUGAAAGAGGAGCAGACGCACUACAAAACCCGCAACCAUGGGAGUGGAAGGCUGCACGAAAUGCAUCAAAUACAUGCUGUUCUUCUUCAACUUUAUUUUCUGGCUGGCUGGAUGUGUAAUCCUGGGCGUCUCUCUGUGGCUCCGUCAUGACGAGAAAACCAGCUCCCUGUUGGUCCUCAAGUAUGAAGACACAGAGGCACCCAACACCUUCUACGUCAGUGUCUACAUCCUGAUUGCUGUUGGUGCUGUGAUGAUGUUUGUUGGGUUCCUCGGUUGCUAUGGCGCCAUCCAGGAGUCUCAGUGCCUGCUGGGAACUUUCUUUGCCUGCCUGGUCAUCCUGUUUGCCUGUGAGGUUGCGGCCGGUAUCUGGGGAUUUAUUCACAAAGACCAGAUUUCUAAAGACGUGAUCGGCUUCUAUGACACCGUGUAUGACCGAGGCAGUCAGGCGCCCGCCGGUGAGAAGAAAGAGGCUGCGGCUGCAGUACUGAAGGUCUUCCACGAGUCUCUGCAAUGCUGUGGCAAGAGUGAUGUCACCUCAAUUAUUACUGGCUGGACGACCGAUCUAUGCCCUAAAAAAGAAGGCCUGGGGAUCAAUCAGAACUGUCACUCCAAAAUCAGAGAGCUCUUCAAUGAAAAGAUCUAUCUGAUUGGCAUUGCUGCCUUGGUUGUUGCUGUCAUCAUGAUCUUCGAGAUGAUCUUCAGCAUGGUGCUCUGCUGUGGAAUCCGAAACAGCCCUGUAUACUGAAAGACGAUUGGGCAAAGCAGGCUGUGGGUGUGUGUCAUCUGGACAUACCAGCCAAUGAAAUUGAAGGAAACUUAUUCUCCUGAUUAAUUUUUGUAUCUACCCUAAUUUCCUAAAGUAGUCAGUUUAUCUUAAGGAACAGAUGAUUUUAUUCUCCAGUGUGUUUUGUUAAUAUGAUACUCUGAUUGUCACUGUCUGCAGUUGUGUAUGCUGCAUGCGCAUUCUUGUGGCAACAUGACCAUGACCAUGUCGACAAUGGCAGACUAAGACAGAAUUAUUAGAUGCUUACACACAUACACAAUUAAAAAACAAAUUGGAUAUGUAAAACACAUUGGCUAUUUACAUUCUGUUUUCUGUAGUAAUGUUAACAGUGAGGAUAAUUACUAUUGCUAUUGGUUUCUUUUAUUCUUUUAUUAUGUACGUAAGACUUUAUUCAUUUCUUAUGUAUGUAAAAAAAAAAAUAACCUGUAUAUAUUUGCAGCCAUUUGGCUUUCCAGCAUGGAUAUUGUAAUUGAACAGCCCUAUGGACCUUAUGUUCUGAAUGUGCUUAUACGCUUUCUCGAAAAGUCAACCACUAAGAAACAGUAUUAGUGAAAAGAAAUAAGGUCAGACCUUAAAACAUGAAUAUUGAAGUUUCAUUCUUGUACCUUGGUGUAGAAUUAUGUAAUGCCAUGUAGCCUUGGCUUCCUUUGUGCCAUACAUUGUGGGCCAGCCAACUGCCAGAAUCAUAGUUGUUGCAAGCAUGACCAUGCUCUGAAAUCCUAGCAAGUCUUUAGAAAUAAAAUAAAAUGUCCUCUAAUGCUAACGCUGCGACUGUUUGCCCGCAUGUUGUCCGCUCGGGGAGGACGGAAACCAGCAGAAUCGUUCGCAUAGCUAUGCCUCAUCUGCUGGAGUUCCUCUAACCUCUGACCCCAGUCCACCCUCACGCUCUGACUAACCCAAGCCAAAGCUCUUAUAUGCACCUCCCAGCCUUAUUGACCGAAUGUCCUAUCUUUCAGAAAUUGAGACUGCAUUAUCUAGUAUGUCCUGUUGAUUCCUAGUGGAAUUUCUUACUCACAUAUUGUACUCUAUAUUCUGUAUCCAUUUGAUGGAAUGCUGUGCUUUAAAAAAAAAAAAAAAAAAGGAUAAAUGAUGAUAUUAUUGUUUUGUUUUUCUUUGUAGUAACUCCUUUUUUGCCAAAUCUUCUGAAAUGCUGGGAGUUGCUUAACAAUGUCAUAGCAUCAUAGAAUCAGUCUACUGAGUGUAGUGUAAGUAAGGCUCUGGUGUGUGAGUGUGUGUUUGAUGUAUUGAUAGUAAAGCCUGUGGGGAAAAAUCUAGUUUUUAGGAGUCAACCUCACUUCCACUGCCAGAAACAGGAGUUACUGUACUUCCUCUUCUCUCCACAAGGUGUCACCCAAAUAACAUUAAUUUUCUAAGAGCAGAAACACUUCAACCUUUCUUGACACUUCCAUUAUCCUUGAUUAAUAUUACUUGAGGAAAUACAGCUACAUCAUAUUCAUUACAUAAAUAUAAUGCACUCUUUCAAUCAUCUACGUUUCUUUUAACCCAACGCACACACACACACCAUGUACAUGGUUUCCUAGAUACAAACUGUAACUCUCAUUUAAUGCCUAUGCUGAUCAAAUGUCUUGUAAUAUGUACAGCUAUAUAUUAUUGUACUAAUGACCUAUGUAAAGGCAUUGUGGUAUCAUAUUUUUUUUUCUGGUACUUUUGUCAAAUAAAGGACAGAGAUUACAGUGAAAGCCAGCCAGGCCGUUGGGAUCCUCGCAGGCCAACAGAAGGAGUCCGAUAUCAGAUGGAUAAUAACAGUUAGGGAUUAUGUGAUGAGAAAUGAUGGAAUUCGUAAUCAUGAGCUACUGUUUGAACAAUGGAUUUUCCAUUCAGCGGGGCCCACUGACAACUCUCACUCCAAUCUCUGUCCUUGUUCACCUGAUUCAUAUAGAUUUUUUUUGCCCAAAUACUUAGGGAUUAAAUGUAUUUUACAAAUAAAA
Messenger RNA from Pangasianodon hypophthalmus (striped catfish), 2859 nucleotides. RefSeq names its product CD81 molecule a (gene cd81a). The transcript has 8 exons. Gene Ontology annotation, cellular component: membrane. Bases 164 to 871 code for a protein of 235 amino acids. Lineage: Eukaryota; Metazoa; Chordata; Actinopteri; Siluriformes; Pangasiidae. The record is from RefSeq and is a predicted model, not a curated record.